Molecule: messenger RNA, 1585 nt
Organism: Nomascus leucogenys (northern white-cheeked gibbon)
Lineage: Eukaryota; Metazoa; Chordata; Mammalia; Primates; Hylobatidae
Gene: LRRC34
Product: leucine rich repeat containing 34
Molecular function (GO): protein binding
Source: RefSeq, a predicted model, not a curated record
CUGUAAGCGCGCGCGCGGUCGCCAUGGCAGCGCAGCCGCCGCGGCCAGUGGGUGAGAGGAGCAUGGGGAGCCCUCGGGAGGCCGCCCGUGCGCCGGCCAGGUCCCCGGCUUGGGCCUCCACUCAGGCCCGUACUCCGGGCGCGGCCCUGGCGGUCCAGCGCGAAUCUCCAGAAUCUGGUCUCCAGGAACAUUAUUCUAAUCUGUGUAUGGAAAAAUCCCAGAAAAUUAAUCCUUUUAUAUUGCAUAUACUUCAAAAAGUGGAUGAAGAAAUUAAAAAGGGGCUAGCAGCAGGAAUCACAUUAAACAUUGCUGGUAACAACCGCUUAGUGCCAGUAGAAAGAGUUACAGGUGAAGAUUUUUGGAUUCUUUCCAAAAUUUUAAAGAAUUGUCUGUAUAUUAAUGGUCUGGAUGUUGGAUAUAACCUUCUAUGUGAUGUUGGUGCAUACUAUGCUAUGAAACUGCUUCAGAAACAACUUAAUCUCAUUUACUUAAACCUCAUGUUUAAUGAUAUUGGGCCUGAAGGUGGAGAAUUGAUUGCUAAAGUGCUGCAUAAGAAUCGGACUCUGAAAUACCUAAGAAUGACUGGAAACAAAAUUGAAAAUAAAGGUGGAAUGUUUUUUGCUGCAAUGCUGCAAAUUAAUUCAUCCUUAGAGAAAUUAGAUCUGGGUGACUGUGAUCUGGGAAUGCAAAGUGUGAUAGCAUUUGCUACGGUACUAACUCGAAACCAAGCAAUUAAGGCAAUAAACCUAAACCGACCUAUACUGUAUGGUGAACAGGAAGAAUCUACAGUCCAUGUAGGCCGCAUGUUGAAAGAAAAUCACUGUCUUGUUGCACUACACAUGUGUAAGCAUGAUAUAAAAAACAGUGGUAUACAACAGUUAUGUGAUGCACUGUAUCUGAACAAUAGCCUGCGCUACCUUGAUGUCAGCUGCAACAAAAUAACUCAUGAUGGAAUGGUGUAUUUGGCGGAUGUACUGAAAAGCAACACUACCCUGGAAGUAAUAGAUCUUUCCUUUAACAGAAUAGAAAAUGCAGGCGCAAACUAUCUCAGUGAAACUCUCACUUCACACAACAGGAGUCUUAAAGCGUUGUCAGUAGUCAGCAACAACAUAGAGGGAGAAGGACUUGUUGCACUUUCACAAUCAAUGAAAACAAAUCUCACUUUCUCUCAUAUCUACAUUUGGGGAAACAAAUUUGAUGAGGCUACGUGUGUAGCAUAUUCACACUUAAUUCAAACGGGUUGUCUAAAACCAGACAAUACAGAUGUGGAGCCAUUUGUGGUAGAUGGACGCGUAUAUCUUGCAGAAGUCUCCAAUGGCCUUAAAAAGCAUUAUUAUUGGACAUCAACUUAUGGAGAAUCUUAUGACCACUCAUCUAAUGCAGGUUUUGCUCUUGUUCCAGUAGGUCAACAGCCAUGAAAAAGCUCUAAAAUAAUUUUCAUACAUUUGUCUUAUUGUUUCACAGAGAUUAAUAUUCUAUAGCCUGUUUUCUUUUACAAAUUAAAACAAGUCAAUUUUUUCAAAUGUGUAAAAGAUACUAAUUUUUUAACUGUAUUAAACUUUGCAUAACUGUCUAUUGUGAAAAA